CAAGCGCCUUCCAGCACAGGAUGAGAAAGUUUCGCAAUUGUCGCGUAAAAAGAACCUUCGCUUCCAUCUUCGUCUUGGUAAUUAUUGCAGCGUACAUCACUCUCAACAAGAGUAUCAACCAAAACACUAAAAGGAACGUCAGAACAGAUGAACGAGACCCAUACAGGUUCCAGCUACAGCACGCGGCGUGGGUCUGGAACGAUGACGUCGUAUACGUCGAAGAAAAAAGUCGAAAACCCAGAGAAGUUCCCACAGAUGAGUCACCCCAAUUUGAGGUGAUCACUCAUACUAACAAAUCUGCUUCUCUUGCUCAAGAGGGAACUGACUAUGGCCAGAAUAAAUUCCUUGGUCUUGAAGGCGUGGAGGAUUAUAUCUUGAGUAAGGAUGAUUAUCGUGAACAACGAAAAGUACCCAAUAGAAGGAUAGAGAAGUGCAAGUUCCCACUAUUUAACAUCCUAUUCUUAAAGACUCAUCACACCGGAAGUGACAUCAUAACUAAUAUCCUCAAUCGCUUCGCCGACCUCCGUGAUCUUAGGGUAGCGAUCCCAAACGGUGGCGUCUCGACAUUCUAUUGGCCAGCUCGUUUCCAUUGGCGACACCUUGAUUUAUCAAUACAUGACGGGGUAUUGCCAAACAUCCUUUGCAAUCAUGCUCGCUUCAAUGGUGAAAUUAUGGACCAAAUCAUGCCUCAGGGAACUGUAUAUUUAACUAUGUUACGUAACCCGGAGACCCUCUUCGAAUCUACCUUCGAUCAUGAACACUUUACAGCUAUGCUGGACAUGUUUGAAUACGAUGAUCCUAUUGGCUCGUUCCUGGAAAAUCCCAAGAUGCAUAUCGAGCAUGUUAUCAAGCAUAACAUGUUUAAGGAUAACUUGAAUCUAAUCAAGAAUGGCAUGUUCUUUGAUCUCGGUUUACGAACAGCCGACUACCACAAACCCCAAGUAUUCAAAGACGCCAUUUUGGACAUAAGCGAUAAAUUUACUCUAGUUCUGAUAUACGAACACCUUGAUGAAUCGCUAGUGAUGUUAAAACGAAAGCUCUGCUGGGAACUAGACGAUUUGUUGUACUUAAAAUCGUACUUCAUUGAGAAAACAAGCUAUAGAAACUUUACCGAAGCUCAAAGGGAACAACUUCGAAACUGGAGCAAAGCUGAUAGCGCUCUUUAUGAAUAUUUCAAUAGAACUCUUUGGGAGAGAAUUGCCAAUGAGGACAAUUUUGAAGAAGAGCUAGGCCUAUUUAAGGCAAAGCAACGACAGAUUGAAGAAGAUUGUGAAGAUGCUACAGUUGAUGAUGGCGUCUUCGACUCGGACGAGACAUCAUCGCCUGGUACCGAGAAAAUGAAUAAAUAUCUUUGUCACAAAAUGACUAUGUCGGCAGGAAACUACUUGGAAUAUUUUCGAACUAAAUUUGCUGUGCGAAAACAUGGGAAAAGCUACACAAGUGGUUAGUUAGAAAAGACUUGAAGAGACAUCCAUUCUCUCUGCUAUCCCAACCCCCCUCCCCAGGUUUCUCCAUGUCUCGCUCUACGCGUUAUAAAGUAUUCACUACAAGGCUUUUCUUUGACCUUUUUAUUAGAUUUUUAUUUAAUGGACAUUUAUAUUAUUAUUAUAAUUUUCUAAAGCUUGCUGCAAGAAUGAUAAUAAGACACGUAUUUCGUUUUAUUUAUAAACAAAGAUCAACAAUGAUUCAACGUAUACUCAGCGUGACAAGACAGGAUGUUCGUAUAUGAUGGUUUUAAUUUUCAAGAUCACCACCCCUUUUCUUUCCGUUCUUUGCAAUAGUAGUGAGUAUCCUCACAAAAGUAUCCUUGCGAAUUGUUUUGUAUACUAGGAGAAAAGGAGCAUUUAUUAUCACUAUAAAAUUCAAAGGGACGCAUGCGCAAACGUUUCUCUCUCGUUGCGCUAUUCACUCA
Messenger RNA from Actinia tenebrosa (Australian red waratah sea anemone), 1912 nucleotides. RefSeq names its product galactose-3-O-sulfotransferase 2-like. Lineage: Eukaryota; Metazoa; Cnidaria; Anthozoa; Actiniaria; Actiniidae. Gene Ontology annotation, biological process: glycolipid biosynthetic process. Gene Ontology annotation, cellular component: membrane. The record is from RefSeq and is a predicted model, not a curated record. Gene Ontology annotation, molecular function: galactosylceramide sulfotransferase activity.